AUGACCUGCAUGGACUAUAUCACCAAGCUUCCCAGGAUGCUGGAGGGAAAGAAGGAGGAGAUCAAAUUCAUCCGAGAAGUAACGCCAUAUAUCAAGAAGCCAUCAUUAGUGUCAGAUCUGCCAUGGGAAGGUGCAGCUCCCCAAUCACCAAGCUUUAGUGGCAGUGAAGACUCUGGUUCUCCAAAACACCAGAACAGCACCAAGGACAGGAAGGUCAUUCCUCUCAAAAUGUGCUUUGCUGCUAGAAACCUAAGCAUGCCGGAUCUGGAGAACAGAUUGAUAGAGCUACAUUCUCCCGAUAGCAGGAACACAUUGAUCCUACGCUGCAAGGAUACAGCCACCGCACACUCCUGGUUCGUAGCUAUCCACACCAACAUUAUGGCUCUCCUCCCACAGGUGUUGGCUGAACUCAAUGCCAUGCUUGGUGCAACCAGUACAGCAGGAGGCAGCAAGGAGGUCAAGCAUAUUGCCUGGCUGGCAGAACAGGCAAAACUAGAUGGUGGAAGACAACAGUGGAGACCUGUUCUCAUGGCUGUGACUGAAAAGGAUUUGCUGCUUUAUGACUGUAUGCCAUGGACAAGGGAUGCCUGGGCCUCACCAUGUCACAGCUACCCUCUUGUUGCCACAAGCAUGCUAGAAGUGGGGAGUUGGAAGCACAAAGAACAGAGAAAUGUAGAUUUGGGUGCCAUUUAUCUCUUUAGGGUGGAGACACAUCGGGAUCUGUCGACCUGGACCAGGAUACUCGUUCAGGGUUGCCAUGCUGCUGCUGAGCUGAUCAAGGAAGUCUCUCUAGGUAUAGAUCCUGGCAUUUCACUUCUAAUAAUCCUCUACUUUUUAGUUCUAUCAGGUAUGGUGGAAGCCAGUACACCACCAAGUUGCGUGUUUAUUGGCGUGUCUGUGUAUGGUAGUGAUAACGCCCUUUCUCCACAGACCAUGGACCUGCACUCUUGUCCGAAGCCGAUUGUGUUUGUGCUGCACACGUUCUUGUCGGCCAAAGUCACGCGCAUGGGACUGCUUGUAUGAGCAGCAAGAAUCAGAAAAGAGCCUUGAAUGUCACAAGAAGUAUUUUCACCUC
Molecule: messenger RNA, 1075 nt
Organism: Myotis davidii
Lineage: Eukaryota; Metazoa; Chordata; Mammalia; Chiroptera; Vespertilionidae
Gene: SNTB2
Product: syntrophin beta 2
Exons: 8
Coding region: 1-1023 (340 amino acids)
Cellular component (GO): dystrophin-associated glycoprotein complex; synapse; intracellular anatomical structure
Molecular function (GO): structural molecule activity
Source: RefSeq, a predicted model, not a curated record